UUGACAUCAUCAGAUGGAAACUGUAAUUUUCACUGUUGCAUUAUUAUGUUUACAUCUAGCUUGCUGGUUACAGUAUUGUUAGCUAUUUCUUGCAAGUCUUUAAUUUAAACUCUUUUUUUAUCCACUCAAGCAUAGUAGCUGACUGAGAUAAAUUUAAAAGUAGCAUCUUAGAAAUAUUUCUGUUUUCAACCAUUCUAUUUAAGAUGGCCAAUCCUAAAUAUGCUGAUUUACCUGGCAUUGCUCAUGAUCAACCAGAUGUUUACGAAACAACAGAUUUACCGGAAGCAGAACAAGGAACGUUCUCCAUUUCGGAUGUCAUUGUGGAUCAGUGUGACAGUGUACAAAUACUGAACAUCUCUCCAAGUGAUGCUCAUUCAAAAUUUAAAGGAAAGACACUUGAUGCGGGAAAUGUUGGUAAGUUUUCAUUUUAAUAAGUGAGUUUUUUUGUUUUAAAUUUA
Parasteatoda tepidariorum (common house spider) is the source of this 458-nucleotide messenger RNA. It is a transcript of the gene DCTN2-p50, whose product is annotated as dynactin subunit 2. The record is from RefSeq and is a predicted model, not a curated record. Gene Ontology annotation, biological process: microtubule-based process. NCBI's taxonomy places the organism in Eukaryota, Metazoa, Arthropoda, Arachnida, Araneae, Theridiidae. Gene Ontology annotation, cellular component: dynactin complex.